ACCGCUCGGCUCACGCGGAGGUGAGCGUGUGAACACGCACUUUCUCCCCUCAGAGUGCGCCGGCGUCCUGGUUUCUUUCUUUGCGUGUUCAAAGUGUCAGGGGGAGAAAGUAGCAGUGGAAUGCGGCCUGCGCCAAGCAGGUUCAAGACUGAACCUAUUCACCCUUGGCAGUACACACAGUUAUGCAUUCCAUUGCUCACUGGCCUCUGAUGCUUUAGCAGAAGUGAUGUAAGUCCUAUCUCUAGAGUUAACAGGACAGUGGAGCAAGCUGUUUUCAACUCAAGUGUGAUUAAAGGCCCUAGCAUCUAUAAUUUAUCCAGGACCCAUGUGUGGACUUUUGGCCAGGGAGUCCAGGAGCAUGUGCCCACAUCUGCUUGACUUCUGGUGUGGGCCUCAUGGCAAAGCAGCAAGCAGAUGCUGAAGAAGAAAGAGAAUGGAGCUGACCUCCCGACCAAGCAAAGCCAUUCUGAGAGGACAGCAUUAAUCCACACAUGAGGGUGCUGGUCCCUUACGCCCCACCUCCCUGCAUCAAGGAGUUAAGCUUCCAGCCGUGCAUCCUUGGGGAACACAUUCCAACUGUCACAGGCAGUUAGGUCAUUUUUUACAUUUUCAGGAUAUGAACAAAUCUUUCAGAACUCUUGAGAUUUUUAUUCACGAGUUUCCAAGUGACUGGAUUUUUUCUGCACCAGUUAUUUGCAAGAGAUUUAUGUGGGAGAUUUAUGGUCCGCAUUAUGUCUGGAGCCAGCAGUAGGCUCGCCCUUUUCCUCUUUGGCUGUUGCUCACUUGCCCUGGAAGUCUACACCAAGGAACACGGUGCAGCUGACCCUCGCAGAGCUGACUACUAUGUGGCUGCUGUGUACGAGCACCCGGCAGUCUUGAGUCCGAACCCUCUUGCUUUCUACAGCCGCAAGCAGGCCUUGGAACUAAUGAACCAGAACUUGGACAUCUACGAACAGCAAGUGAUGGCUGCAGCCCAAAAGGGUGUACAGAUUAUAGUGUUUCCAGAAGAUGGCAUUCAUGGGUUCAACUUUACAAGAACAUCCAUUUACCCAUUUUUGGACUUUAUACCAUCUCCCCAGCUCAUUAGAUGGAACCCAUGCCUGGAGCCUCACCGUUUCAGUGAUACAGAGGUCCUCCAGCGCCUGAGUUGUAUGGCCCUCAAGGGGGAGAUGUUCUUGGUGGCCAAUCUUGGGACAAAACAGCCUUGUCUUAGCAGUGAUCCAGGCUGCCCAGCUGACGGGAGAUACCAGUUUAACACUAAUGUUGUGUUCAGCAGCAAUGGAACCUUUGUUGACCGCUACCGUAAACAUAACCUCUACUUUGAGGCAGCUUUUGAUACUCCUUUUAAAGUGGACCACAUCACCUUCGACACCCCCUUUGCUGGCAAGUUUGGCAUAUUCACUUGCUUCGACAUACUGUUCUUUGAUCCUAUUGUCAGACUGCUCAGAGACUCUGAUGUGAAGCAUGUUGUGUACCCCACAGCUUGGAUGAAUCAGCUCCCACUUUUGGCAGCUGUUGAGAUUCAGAAAGCUUUUGCCAUUGCCUUCGGUGUCAAUGUGCUGGCAGCUAACAUCCACCACCCUUCUCUAGGGAUGACAGGGAGCGGCAUCCAUACCCCCACGAAGUCCUUUUGGUAUCAUGACAUGGAAAAUCCCAGAGGUCACCUUAUAAUUGCCCAGGUACCCAAAAACCCACAGGGUCUUACUGGUACAGAGAAUGCUGUAGGUAAAAUGGAUCCAUCCCAUACUAAGUUUUUAGAACUUUUGUCAGGUAGUCCACAUUGUGAGAAAGAUGCCCAGGAGGUCCAUUGUGAUGAGGAUGCCAAAUGGAACUUGAACACACCUCCUGUGUUUUAUUCUGAAAUGAUGUAUGAUAAUUUCACCCUGGUCCCUGCCUGGGAAAAGGAAGGCUAUCUCCAAGUCUGUUCAAAUAGUCUCUGCUGUUAUUUACUCUACAAGAGGCCUGCUCUGUCCAAAGAGCUGUAUGCCCUAGGGGUCUUCGAUGGCCUGCACACCGUGCAUGGCACCUACUACAUUCAAGUUUGUGCCCUGGUCAAGUGUGGUGGUCUUGGUUUCCACACCUGUGGGCAAGAGAUCACUGUGGCCUCGGGGAUAUUUGAGUUUCAUCUGUGGGGCAACUUCAGCACUUCCUACAUCUUUCCGUUGUUUCUGACCUCGGGAAUGCGCCUGGAAACCCCUGACCAGCUUGGCUGGGAAAAUGACUACUAUUUCUUGAGGAAGAGAGGACUGUCCUCUGGUCUGGUGACAGCAGCUCUCUAUGGGAGGUUGUAUGAGAGAAACUAGGGGAAGUGUGUGGUCUUUGGGUGGACAUCCUUACACCUCCACACAUCACAGAUUGCGAGCACUGGGACACUUCUGCCAGAGUGCGGAAGCCCACUUUUGUGCCACCAGGUCCCACUGGAAACUGUAGGAGGAAGCGGGAGAGGCAGAUCCUCCUCUUCCUUCUCCUCCUCCUUUUUUUCUUUCACUUCUUGAGACAGGGUCUCAUGAGGUUGGCCUUGAACUCACUGUGAAGCCCAAGAGGCUAGCCUUGAACUCACCACAGUCCUUCUGUCUCAGCCUCCCACAUGCUGAGAUUGCAGGCAUGCAGCAUCAUGCCCAGCCUACCUCUUCCUUCUAAAAGUGAAUGAUCAAGAUAUUUUCUGGUGUUUUCUACUCACAUUGGUCUUCUAAACCACAUCUCCCUCUAGUGAAUUUGUAAGUUUUAAGAGCCGAAACAAAAAUAAAUGUCAGUUAAUGUUUUUACACAUUCACAA
Molecule: messenger RNA, 2776 nt
Organism: Cavia porcellus (domestic guinea pig)
Lineage: Eukaryota; Metazoa; Chordata; Mammalia; Rodentia; Caviidae
Gene: Btd
Product: biotinidase
Exons: 8
Coding region: 720-2303 (527 amino acids)
Biological process (GO): biotin metabolic process
Molecular function (GO): hydrolase activity, acting on carbon-nitrogen (but not peptide) bonds, in linear amides
Source: RefSeq, a predicted model, not a curated record